Molecule: messenger RNA, 354 nt
Organism: Arabis nemorensis
Lineage: Eukaryota; Viridiplantae; Streptophyta; Magnoliopsida; Brassicales; Brassicaceae
Source: the annotation of a GenBank genome assembly
AUGGAGCAAAAUGGUUCAAUCAUGAUACUCAAGAAUCAACAUGUGUCAGAAAGGUCAUUGAAGGAAGUUUCAAGGGAUCAUGGUACAGAUGGUCAAAGGUGCCACUCUUUUAUAAAGAAGCAUGGUAUUUUACUUUUAAGGUAUGAGUGGGAUCCUAAGAUUGUGCAUUUGGUUAAAACCAACUUUGAUAAGCUUGCUGCCAGUCGCCUCAAAAGAAUGGGUAACCUUGCAAAGUCCAGAGGAGUAAAACCUGAGUGGAUUCUGUUGGACCAAUUGGAGUCAGAUAUUAGCUCAUUGGAGGACACCAAAAACCAUACAGAAAAGCAAAGAAGUAUGUGCUUCUCGGCUGUCUGA